AUGUCAAAAGCCGUUGGUAUUGAUUUAGGUACUACAUAUUCUUGUGUAGCUCACUUUUCAAAUGAUAGAGUUGAAAUCAUUGCUAAUGAUCAAGGUAACAGAACUACUCCAUCUUUCGUUGCUUUCAACGAUUCAGAAAGAUUAAUUGGUGAUGCUGCCAAAAAUCAAGCUGCUAUGAACCCAGCUAACACUGUAUUCGAUGCUAAAAGAUUAAUCGGUAGAAAAUUCGAUGAUUCUGAAGUCCAAGGUGAUGUUAAACAUUUCCCAUUCAAAGUUGUUGACAAAGGUGGUAAACCACAAAUUCAAGUUGAAUUCAAAGGUGAAACCAAAGUCUUCACCCCAGAAGAAAUCUCAUCUAUGAUCUUAACUAAAAUGAAAGAAACUGCUGAAGGUUUCUUAGGUGCUAAAGUCAAUGAUGCCGUCGUUACUGUUCCAGCUUACUUCAACGAUUCCCAAAGACAAGCUACUAAAGAUGCUGGUUUAAUCGCUGGUUUAAACGUCUUAAGAAUCAUUAACGAACCAACUGCUGCUGCCAUUGCUUAUGGUUUAGAUAAAAAAGAUGAACAAGAAAAAAAUGUUUUAAUUUUCGAUUUAGGUGGUGGUACUUUCGAUGUUUCUUUAUUAUCCAUUGAAGAUGGUAUUUUCGAAGUUAAAUCAACUGCUGGUGAUACCCAUUUAGGUGGUGAAGAUUUCGAUAACAGAUUAGUUAACCAUUUCAUCAAUGAAUUCAAGAGAAAAAACAAGAAAGAUUUAUCUGGUAACCAAAGAGCUUUAAGAAGAUUAAGAACUGCUUGUGAAAGAGCUAAGAGAACUUUAUCCUCAUCCGCUCAAACUUCAAUUGAAAUUGAUUCAUUAUUCGAAGGUAUUGAUUUCUACACUUCAAUCACCAGAGCUAGAUUCGAAGAAUUAUGUCAAGAUUUAUUCAGAUCUACCUUGGACCCAGUUGAAAGAGUCUUAAGAGAUGCUAAAGUUGAUAAAUCUCAAGUUGACGAAAUUGUCUUAGUUGGUGGUUCAACCAGAAUUCCAAAAGUACAAAAAUUAGUCUCAGAUUUCUUCAACGGUAAGGAACCAAAUAAAUCAAUCAACCCUGAUGAAGCUGUUGCUUAUGGUGCUGCUGUCCAAGCUGCUAUCUUAACUGGUGAUACUUCAUCAAAAACCCAAGAUUUAUUAUUAUUGGAUGUUGCUCCAUUAUCAUUAGGUAUUGAAACUGCUGGUGGUAUCAUGACCAAAUUAAUCCCAAGAAACUCCACUAUUCCAACCAAAAAAUCAGAAACUUUCUCAACUUAUGCUGAUAACCAACCAGGUGUCUUAAUUCAAGUUUUCGAAGGUGAAAGAGCUAAAACCAAAGAUAACAAUUUAUUAGGUAAAUUCGAAUUAUCCGGUAUCCCACCAGCCCCAAGAGGUGUCCCACAAAUUGAAGUUACCUUCGACAUGGAUGCUAAUGGUAUCUUAAACGUUUCUGCCGUCGAAAAAGGUACUGGUAAAACUCAACAAAUUACCAUUACCAAUGAUAAAGGUAGAUUAUCCAAAGAAGAUAUCGAAAGAAUGGUCAACGAAGCUGAAAAAUAUAAGGAAGAAGAUGAAAAGGAAGCUUCAAGAAUUGCUGCUAAGAAUGCUUUAGAAUCAUACGCUUACUCAUUAAAAUCUUCAUUAGGUGAAGAACAAUUAAAAUCCAAAUUAGAAGAAUCAGAAGUUGAAGAAGUUACCAAAGCUGCUGAUGAAACUAUUGCUUGGUUAGAUGAAAAUCAAACCGCUACUACAGAAGAAUUCGCUGAUAAACAAAAAGAAUUAGAAGGUAAAGCUAACCCAAUCAUGGCUAAAGCUUACCAAGCUGGUGGUGCUCCAGGUGGUAUGCCAGGUGCCGCUCCAGGUGGUUUCCCAGGUGCUGGUGCUCCUGAUGCCGGUAACGAUGGUCCAACUGUUGAAGAAGUUGAUUAG
Molecule: messenger RNA, 1938 nt
Organism: Yamadazyma jaroonii
Lineage: Eukaryota; Fungi; Ascomycota; Pichiomycetes; Serinales; Debaryomycetaceae
Source: the annotation of a GenBank genome assembly